Magallana angulata is the source of this 2918-nucleotide messenger RNA. Its product is annotated as protein fem-1 homolog A-A-like. Gene Ontology annotation, molecular function: protein binding. The record is from RefSeq and is a predicted model, not a curated record. NCBI's taxonomy places the organism in Eukaryota, Metazoa, Mollusca, Bivalvia, Ostreida, Ostreidae. The transcript is spliced from 2 exons. The coding region runs from base 99 to 2162 and encodes 687 amino acids.
AGAAGAGAGAGCGCGGGAAGAAGGAGCCGAAAAGUGUCAACUCUGCAAGCGAUAAAAACUGAAAAAAGGAAGAAGGCGCCUAUAGGCAAGGAGGAAACAUGGCGGCAGCUGUGAAGUCUGGCAAAUUUAGAGGAAGAUUUCUAAAUACCAUCAAAACUAUGAUUGGCUGGAAUUCUAUGCAGAGAGUUUUAGAGAAGAAAAACAGAGUUACAAGAGAAAGAAUCAUUGCUGAAUCAUUUCACCAAAGAGAAUUAGAAAUUGGUAUUGAAAUGGCGUGCGCAGUUGGAAAUCUUGAGGCGGUAGAGUUUCUGGUGGAUGAAUGUGGUGUUGUCGUUGAUAAAAUCAAGAACAGUUGUGUGUGGUCUGCAGCCAGUGAAAGACAUUCAAAUAUUGUCAAGUAUUUCAUUGAAAAACACUCUGUCGAUGUCAAUUUAGAGACUGAUCAAGGAAUGGGAAUCAUACAUUACGCAUGUGUUGCUGGAGAUGACAAAUUUGCAGAAUACCUUGUUAAGAAAGGGGCCAAUUUGAGAAGCACAGAUAACAAGAAAGUAAAUUGCCUCAUGGCUGGUGCAUGGGCUGGCUCCAAGAAAAUAUGCGAGAUGGCCAUAGAAGCAGGAGUGGAUGUUAAUGCCAAAAACAGCAAGGGAGAGCAUGUACUGCAUGGGACUAUCAGGCAGGGUUAUAAUGUAAACCAGAGUCGUCUGAACGUCAUUGACUAUCUAGUGAAGGCAGGAGCAGAUGUCAAUAGCGUGAAUGGCUCCAACAUCCCUGUUGUUAUAUAUGCAGCUCUUACUUUGAAUGGUUGUACAAAAACUCUCGGAUAUUUCCUUAAGCACCCCAAAGUACAUAUGCAAGAUAAAAUUGAAGCUAUAAAAUUUGGUGGAGCUUUCUUGUUUAGCCAGGGGAAUGAAAAGAGAGGCUUCAAAUUUUGGACAAGAGCUGUAGAACUUAAAGAAAAGAUGAAAGAAGACGAGAACAACAAUUCUGCACCUAGCUGUUAUGAUUUCUCCUCUUAUGAACCUGCCUGUGUUGCUGAUGUCCAAAGAUUUCAGGAAUGUCAAGUCUUACCAAUCAAGUUUAUGGUUGCCUUGCUGACAAAACUCCACAUCAAGUUUGGCUAUGAUUGUUUGACACAACUUGAGAAUUUUACAGAUGUUAUCCUUACACUUGGCAUCUAUGACUUCUAUUUAGAGGUUUUCUCAUUCAUAUUUCUCCACACUUUCCAAAAUAAUGAAAAUGUUAAUGCCAUUCCAGAGUAUGAUGCUGCAUUCAGAAGCAUUUGUGCAAUUAUAGCUUGGGAAGCAAAGAAAGGAGAGGAAGUAUUUCCAUGCGUAUUGAAAUUUUUUGCAAAAAUGGCAAGUGGAUUUGAACAGAGACUUCCCCACUGCAAGACAAUCAAGGAGGAGAUUGUGAAUAAAACCAAGUUAUUGAGAGACAUGCUAUUCAAUGCUUUUGAUGUUGUCUGUCCCAGUGAUGAUGAAGAUGACAAUUCUGACUGUUGGAGUGAGUGUGAUGACUACAAAGAUGGCAAACACAAGCACAUGUACAUGACACUGAUGAUGAAACUUAGUGCUGUAAUCCUUCAGAUUUUUCCCACCCACAAAAAAGAGUUCCGUCCAUAUCUGCGCAAACUUCUGACAACAAAUUUCAGGGAUGAAAAGGGAGCCACUUUCCUUCAAGUUGCCAUUGAGUGCAUUGACUCGUAUGGUUAUCAUGGAGAUGAGGAAAUUCAAGUUGAGUUGGUGAAAAUGUUGAUAGAGGAAGGAGUGAAUGUCAAUGCCACAGACAACUACAACUGCACUGCUGUCCAUGGUCUGGCUAGAGUUGUCUACAGUGGAAACAAACACCUAAUUCAGGAGAUUCUGGAUCUCAUGUUGCAGCAUGGUGCACACUUGGACAUUUUCAAUAAAAGUGGCUGGUCAGGUCUGGAUGAAAUGAUUGAUUCUAAUGUGACAGUGUAUCCCGUAGCCAACCAAUCUCUACAGUGUCUUGCAGCUAAGGUCAUCAUGGAAGAAGGCUUGGACUAUCACAGCACCACCCCCAAAGCAUUAUGGGAGUUCAUUGAAUUACAUGACCCACAAGAACAUAUCCACGAAGAUGAGAUUCCAUAUGCUUACUACAGUGAAGAUCAUCAUGAUGAACAUGAAUGUGAGGUCUACUGACACUUACCAUUACAUAACUGCUCUGUGAAAAAAGGAAAUAACAUGGAGACAUAUGAUCUUUUAUGUGAUUAGUGCUUUGUUCAAAGUAUUAAAAAAUACUAGCCUUAUGCUAUCAAACCAUUUCCAAGAAAUCCAUUUACCAUGCUUGCAUUUGUUAUAGUUUUACUUUUUAGUACCUUACUUAAUGUUACAAAUCAAAUUUUAAAAUCGAUUUUUAUUGUCGUAUCUGUCAUUAAUUUUAAUGUUCACAGUUAUGUACAGGUACUGGUAGUUUUGUUUGUCUAAUUGUUUGCAAUAACAUCAUUGCCUUGUCCUUUUCAGGGAUAAGGAAUCGGGGAUUCCCAGAUAAUCAUUUAGGAUAAAUAGAUCAUAAAAUAUGUAUUAAAGCAGUCAUUAGCACAGAGAGGGAGAGAGACCAGUUGAUGUCAUGCAAGUUAUUCUCUUUUAUGAAUUAACUUCUACAUUUUGACUUAUCAUGUUACAUGUACUCCUAACCAUUGCUUGCAUAAUGUUUGAAACACUACCAUAUACUGUAUAAUUUGUCUUUCUCUGCUGGACUGUUUUGGGGGGUUUUGUGUUCUCUUUUUUAAUGCUAGUCACAAUGUAUAUUUCCUCUAUUACUAUGGCAAAAAUAUAAGUUAAAAGAAAUGUUUUCAUGAGUAGCCAUUAACGUCACAAAUUUUUUAUGUGCCAAAGCUGUUCAAUGUAUAAAAUCUAUGCAAAUGCCAAAGUAGUGUUCAUUAACCAUUGUUUACA